Molecule: messenger RNA, 1304 nt
Organism: Dendroctonus ponderosae (mountain pine beetle)
Lineage: Eukaryota; Metazoa; Arthropoda; Insecta; Coleoptera; Curculionidae
Product: pro-resilin
Exons: 4
Coding region: 254-700 (148 amino acids)
Cellular component (GO): extracellular matrix
Source: RefSeq, a predicted model, not a curated record
AGUAAAAGCGUUGCUUCAUCAAGAUCUUCACAAUAGAUUGCCAAAUAUCAGAAAACGUAUAUAAACCAAAUAAUUUUUUGCGUUCCCACACAACAUAUCCUAAGCUGGUUUCUGCAUCUGUAUGGUCUCAUUGUUUUUAUGCAAUAUUGCAUUUAAUUGCUUAAUUGUUAUCUCGUUUUAAGUGCUUUAAAUUCGUGUGCUUUCUGUGCUUAGAUCAGUUAUUUAUUGAUAUAAUUUUUCGCCGGAUUUUACUAUGUACGGGUAUAUAAGCGUUAUUCUUUUUCUGAGUCCGAUAAUAAUGGUAAGAGGCGAGCCUCCUGCCGUAUAUGGACCUCCAAAUCCAUCACACGGCACUUCAGGUGCCGGACAUGGGAGUGGAGGAGGACACGGCGGAUAUGAAGAACCUCAAUCGUACGAGUUUGGAUACAGAGUAAAAGAUGACUACUCAGGAUCAAGCUUUCAUCAAAAGGAAUCAAGUGAUGGAAAUCAAGUUCGAGGUGAAUACCGAGUUGCACUUCCCGAUGGAAGAACGCAAAUUGUUACCUAUUGGGCCGAUUGGAAGACUGGAUUUCAUGCAGAUGUAAAGUACGAAGGACAGGCAACUUAUCCAGAUAACGCCAAGAAAUACAUUCCACCUCCAGGUGCCAAUGCUGGAUACAUGUAUCCUAAUCCAAGUGGUCAAUAUGGUGCUCCACACUAGUUUUAUCAGCUCAACUGUAGUAACAAUUUUAUUAAAAAAUAGAUAUAUGUAGAAUGGAGAUUAAGAUAUUUAAACAGUUAAAAACUGUUAAAUGAUGAAAAAGCGGAAACAAAGAAAGGAAAUGGACCUGAGAUGGUAAACCCUUUAAUACCUGAAAAAAUAUUGCGAUUCUUGAGACCUUCAGUAAAAUAAUUUAUAAAUUUUACUUUGAUUUUCUUGACUUUAUACAGAGCAUUGCUUCACGAAAUUGUGAAGUAAAUACGUUAUGUGUAGCUAUAUUAGCAACGUGAAAAAAGAAUGUGAUUUUUAUAAUUUUCUCAAAAAUAUUGAAUUGACUUUCCGCAGCAAAACGAAUACACAAUAUUCAUAUUUAGUUUUUACUACGUUUUGCUUUAAGCUGAUUCUAAGAUGUUUAAACAGGAAGGUUCCUUCAGACAAAUUUUAAUCAACAUCAUAAAUGUUAGGUUCUGUAAGGAUUUUCGAAAUGUGAUUAUUUUAUUUAGAGCGUAACGCUUAUUUUUCUAGAUUAUGGUUUUUGUGAUAAGGUUGAGAAUGUAUUAGUCAUAUUUGCGCGUUUGUGCUUUAAUAAACAAAUUGCACUUUA